Messenger RNA from Mytilus trossulus (common blue mussel), 959 nucleotides. RefSeq lists its product as uncharacterized. Lineage: Eukaryota; Metazoa; Mollusca; Bivalvia; Mytilida; Mytilidae. The record is from RefSeq and is a predicted model, not a curated record. The transcript has 6 exons. Bases 1 to 510 code for a protein of 169 amino acids.
AUGUGUGAAGGCACCAAUCCUGUUCCUAACCUGGAACAGCGGGGAACACUAUUACUUGUUAAUUCAACGGAUAACUAUGUACGUGGUGGAUAUAUCUAUCCGUUAUAUGACAAAUCAAAGUGGAACAAUAAAAGAAAGACCAUUGGAUUAAUCAUCAGUCUUGAUGAAAAUGGAAGUGCAAAAGGAGAAAUCCAAAUUAAAAAGAUCUUAAGAAAUCAAAAAGAAGAUGAUUACGUAAAACUUCGACUCUUUGUAUCUAAGGGAAAUUGUUUGAUAGUAAGAUCAAUGUCUACAAAUAAAGAUAACAACAACUUAGAAAUAGAUUUUAUACAAUUCUAUGGAUUAUACGGUUUUCCUGAUGGAUUUUCUAUAGAUAAAAGAAAAAAAUACAAAGUAGAAGACGAUUUAUCCAAAAAUAGAAGAAUCUUUAAUCAAAAUAGGAUAUAUACUUUUUCACAUUUACAAUUAGAUACUAAAACAGAUCAUAUAAUAAGAUGGACAUAUUUUUAACACUAUCAGUAUCGAAUGGAGGAAUCUCAAUUUCUACAUAACUACACAACUAACACAGAUUAUCGAUCGAGUGAUUAAUCGAUUGAUCGAAAGAGGGAGAGAGAGAUAUAUAUGCAAUUUUCUGACCUACAGGAAUGUUAUAUAUUAUCUUUUACUAAGUGUAAUUUGAAUGUUAAAUCAGUUAUUUACUAACAUCAAUCUGUAACAGUUACUAAUACUAUUAAUAUUUAAAACUACUAAAAUAGAUUAAUAACUAUCCAUUCAAACCUAUAUCUUUUAAUAUGAAUAAGUGACACAUGUCUAUUUACAUGGGUACAUAACAGCAGCUAUAGCUAAAGCCCGACAAGAUUCGACAAGAUGAUUAUUAAUUUAUAUGGCACCAGCCAUUUAUCUCGUGUGGGUAUACAGCCUUUUUUAUUCUCGAGAAAAUAUUUGUUUUCCAACUUAAA